ACGCAGUUCGUAUUAUAAAUAUUUUGCUGAAAUUAGUACGUUCCUUGAAAGAAAACAAAAACAACAAAUUUAUUAAAGGAAAAUAAUUACAAAAAAAUUAAAUCUAGUGAACGAACUAAACCUUGUUUGUGUGUAAAUUUAGGGUAAAUGAAUAAUUCAACCAACAAUAAACACUGAAAAGUGUUAUGUCAUUUUUCACGAAUUAUUUUUACCGAUUCUUACCUAAAUUAAUGUGAAGCAAAAACAAGUCUGAGGAAAAAGGUAUCGGGAAUGAUCACCAAGAAAUCGUUUUCAUGUCGACCAAACCAAAAAGUUAAAACUCGACAAAGUCGAUGAAAUGUGAUGUGAUAAUUUGUUAUCGAUUUAUUUUAAAAGUUUUUUUUUUAAUUUGUUGAUUUAGUUAUACAUUUUAUUAGAAAAUUUUCUUUGCUUUAUUCACACAAUUUUUCCUUGUGUUACAAACAAAACAUCAAAAAUAUUUAUCCAACACUCCAGCCUAUUAGUUAAAAAAAAAAGUUUCGGUUGUUUAUCGGGCUCGAUUCAUUUAAAAUGAACCACUUAGUCAACGAUUCUAAAUCAUCGGUAGCAUCGAUAAAAACUAGUAGUUCUAGCAUUAUAGGUGUGAAUGGAGACGGAAAUGUUGGUGUCCAUAACAAAAAUGUUACGGACACGAUGAGCGACAGCGCCACGAUUUCAAGAAGUACCUCAGAUAAAUAUAACACAAAUCACCAUAAGACUGAUCCUAACAUAAACAACAGUUUAGCGGUUAUUGUAAGUUUAGUGUCUGGAGCUGCAGCGGGCGCACUAGCAAAGAGUUCGAUAGCGCCAUUAGAUCGUGCCAAAAUUAAUUUCCAAAUAAAAAAGGAUAUUCCGUACUCUUUCAAAGCGGCGGCUGUAUUCCUGAAGAACACAUACACCAACGAAGGUUUUUUAGCAUUAUGGCGUGGGAAUUCGGCAACAAUGGCACGAAUUAUCCCUUAUGCUGCCAUACAAUUCACCGCCCACGAACAGUGGAAAAAGGUUCUGCGUGUAGAUCAAGGUGAAAGUACAAGUGGCCGAAGAUUCCUGGCAGGAUCAUUGGCUGGUAUAACAUCGCAAUCACUGACUUACCCACUGGACCUAGCACGAGCACGAAUGGCUGUAACAGACAAAUACACAGGCUACAAAACGCUAAGACAAGUUUUCAUUCGGAUAUGGAUUGACGAGGGUCCGCAAACACUAUUGCGAGGCUAUUGGGCGACGCUGCUUGGUGUAAUACCGUACGCCGGUGCCUCAUUCUUCACAUACGAAACGUUGAAGAAAAAAUAUUUCGAUGUGUACGGUGACAAUAAGCCAAACGCUUUCUAUAAGCUAGGGUUUGGGGCGUGUGCUGGUGUUAUUGGUCAAUCCAGCAGCUACCCUCUGGACAUUGUGCGACGACGAAUGCAGACUGUGGGUGUUAUUAAAGGCACCGAGAAUCAAUACAAAACGAUAUUCUCCACUUUGAAAAGCAUAUAUAGGGACGAAGGAAUUAAGGGCGGAUUUUUCAAAGGUUUAAGUAUGAACUGGAUUAAGGGCCCCAUAGCAGUUGGUAUUAGUUUUUCCACCUAUGACUUCAUCAAGGAGUUUUUACAAGUGAAAGCAGGAGUCAUCAAAUAAGUCGACUCAUCGAUUUGUGUAGUUAAAUUAUAACAAAAAAAGAAGAAAAAAAAACUGGGAAAUGCGUAGAUAUUUUUUGGAUGGUUCGUCGUGUUGUUGUUUAUUAUUUUCGAAUGAAUUUAUACAUAGUUAUCGUUCCCGGUUUGUUCACCCCAGUAUCACAUACUCUGCCAUAUGUAUUUUUUAUAGAAAUCCUUUUACAUAGAAAUAAUUACAACAACAAAAAAAAACUCAAAAAAAAACACAAUUUUACUUAGCAUAAAAUGAAAAAAUUCUUAUUUUAUUCUGAUUUCAUUUUUUUACUAUUUUUGCUGUAGUUCCUUUUAGGGUAUAUGCAUACAGUGUGUGUGGGUGGGUAUUUCCAUUCUUUUACAAUAAAAACAGCAGCGGGGCUUUAUAGACAAAACAAUUGUUAAGUAAGUCAGGAGUUAAGACUAUGAAAAACUAUUCAAUUAACUAAUGUUCGAUCGAUGUGAAUGGCAAUAAAAAGAAA
This is a messenger RNA of Bradysia coprophila, 2131 nucleotides long. It is a transcript of the gene DPCoAC, whose product is annotated as dephosphocoenzyme A carrier. Lineage: Eukaryota; Metazoa; Arthropoda; Insecta; Diptera; Sciaridae. Gene Ontology annotation, cellular component: mitochondrial inner membrane. Gene Ontology annotation, biological process: transmembrane transport. The record is from RefSeq and is a predicted model, not a curated record.